AUGGCUCUAUCCUGUGUGGGUAUUUUCUUUUUGGCUUGGCUUUAUGAAGGUUUAAAAGUUUUUCGUGAAAGAUGGUUUUACAAUAGUAUCCAAUACGAUCGUAGUCGUAAAAUUAGUAAAAUUACGGAAAGCUUUUCUGGAAGAUGUUUCGGUGACCAUAUACUACAAACGAUUCUACAUGUCAUUCAAAUUGUGUUGAGCUACUUCUUAAUGUUAAUUUUCAUGACCUAUAACGGCUACUUAUGCAUAGCUGUUGCUGCUGGCUCUGGCUUUGGCUAUUUGACUUUUGGAUGGCUUCGUAGAACCUUCCAAGACACGACCGAACAUUGUCAUUAA
This is a messenger RNA of Trichoplax adhaerens, 336 nucleotides long. RefSeq lists its product as hypothetical. Gene Ontology annotation, molecular function: copper ion transmembrane transporter activity. The coding region runs from base 1 to 336 and encodes 111 amino acids. Gene Ontology annotation, cellular component: membrane. Gene Ontology annotation, biological process: copper ion transmembrane transport. The transcript has 2 exons. NCBI's taxonomy places the organism in Eukaryota, Metazoa, Placozoa, Uniplacotomia, Trichoplacea, Trichoplacidae. The record is from RefSeq and is a predicted model, not a curated record.